Molecule: messenger RNA, 2787 nt
Organism: Doryrhamphus excisus (bluestripe pipefish)
Lineage: Eukaryota; Metazoa; Chordata; Actinopteri; Syngnathiformes; Syngnathidae
Gene: sfpq
Product: splicing factor proline/glutamine-rich
Molecular function (GO): RNA binding
Source: RefSeq, a predicted model, not a curated record
GUAGGGCGUGGCAAUUGUGCCAGAAGAAGAAGAAAGGCUUUUUAGUUCAGCCUCAGCCGUUGGUCGCCAUCUUUGACACGUUUCAACCCUUUCGCGAGCAGUGUGCGAUACGUCCACGGUGUUUAUUGCCAUUCUAAGUACAUAGUCGGGUGGGAAGAUCGAUGUCUCGAUAUCAUAACAACCGCGGCGGCAUGGGGAUGAAUCAUUUUCAGCCUCGCAGAGGUGGCGGCGUCGGCGGUCCGAUGCGUGGUGGUCUAAUGGUCAACCCCCAAUUCCGGAAUCACCCAUUCCACAACCAGAAUCGAAGGGGACCGAACAAUAACUUCAACAGGCCAUCCAACCAGGGACAGCAGACGAGCCAACAGAAGCCAGCAGUCAUCCCACCGCCGAGCCCCGGGCCUGCUCUCACCAUGAAAGGCCCAAUGGACAAGCAGCAGGCAUCCCCCAAGCAGGAGCCGGAAAAGCCGACAACCCCCCCCUCAGAGUCCAGCCUUGAGCACAAACAGGAACUUGAAUCUCCCCAGCCGAACCAGGCCAACAAGAACCAGCAGACCAAGGCAGAGCCGGGGAACGCUAACGGACAGCAGCAGAACCAAUCACCGCUGACGAGUCCAAAGCCGGGCCCGCAACAGAACCAGAAAGGAGCCCCGCAACAGAACCAGAGGGCAACUCAGCCACAAAGCCAAAGGCCAGGGCAGCAACAAACCCCACAGAACCAGAGGCAGGGCCAGCAACAAACCCCACAGAAGCAGGGCCAGCAACAAACCCCACAGAAGCAGGGCCAGCAACAUACCCCUCAGAACCAGAGGCAGGGCCAGCAACAUACCCCUCAGAACCAGAGGCAGGGCCAGCAACAAACCCCACAGAACCAGAGGCAGGGCCAGCAACAAACCCAGAAGAUGGGUCACCAACAGAACCAGAGGCCGGGCCAGCAGCAAAACCAACAGAACCAGAGGCCGGGCCAGCAGCAAAACCAACAGAACCAGAGAGCGGGCCAGCAGCAUAACCAACAGAACCAGAGGCCGGGCCAGCAGCAGAGCCAGAGGCCAGGCCAGCAGCAAAACCAACAUAACCAGAGGCCAGGCCAGCAACAGAACCAGAGGUUUGGCCAUCAACAAAACCGGACAGGCCCGAAGACGGGGCCUCACAUGAAUAAGGACAGCAGCCAGGAACAACAAGGACAAGCAGAGGCAGCCGGCAGCACUUCGAAUGAAAGUCAAACAAAGCAGGAAUUCAAGGCGACAUUGUCCAUGUUGCUGAAGCCUGGUGAGAAAACAUAUACGCAGCGAUGCCGUCUGUUCAUCGGCAACCUUCCUAGUGAGAUCACAGAGGAGCAGUUCAGGAAGAUCUUCUCCAAGUAUGGCGAGCCAAGUGAGGUCUUCAUCAACAAAGCCAAAGGCUUUGGUUUCAUUCGACUGGAGUCCCGUGCGCUGGCUGAGAUAGCAAAAGCUGAGCUGGAUGACAUGCCAAUGAAAGGAAGAACCCUCCGUGUCCGGUUUGCCACACACUCGGCAGCUCUUUCCAUCAAGAACCUGUCACCCUAUGUUUCCAACGAGCUGUUGGAGGAGGCCUUCUCACAGUUUGGGAUGGUGGAAAGGGCCAUCGUCAUUGUUGACGACCGCGGGCGCUCCACCGGCAAGGGUAUCGUGGAGUUCGCCUCCAAGCCUGCUGCCAGGAAGGCCCUGGAUCGUUGCAACGAGGGCGUCUUUCUGCUCACCACCUCGCCAAGACCCAUAGUUGUGGAGCCCCUUGAGCAGUUUGAUGAUGAAGAUGGGCUGCCUGAGAAACUGGCACAGAAGAACCCCAGAUAUCAAGUAGAACGUGAAGAGCCUCCUCGCUUUGCUCGCCCUGGAACUUUUGAGUUUGAGUACUCCAAGCGUUGGAAGUCUCUUGACGAGAUGGAGAAGCAGCAGAGGCAGCAGGUGGAGAAGAACAUGCGUGAGGCUCGCGAGAAGCUCGAAGGUGAGAUGGAAGAUGCUUACCACGAGCACCAGGCCAACCUGCUCCGCCAAGAUCUUCUGAGGCGACAGGAGGAACUGCGCCGCAUGGAAGAGUUGCACAGUCAGGAGAUGCAGAAGAGGAAGGAGAUGCAGUUAAGACAAGAGGAAGAGCGUCGCAGGCGGGAGGAGGAGAUGCUUCGCAAGCGAGAAAUGGAAGAACAGAUGCGGCGUCAACGUGAGGAGAGCUACAGGAUGGGCAACUUCAUGGACAGGGAGCGAGAGAUGAGAAUGAGUUCUUCCGGCGGGAUGGGCAUGGGAGAUGUGUCCUUUGGUGCCGUCAGCCAGAGCUUCUCAUUGAGUGCAAUGGGAUUUGAAGGGCAGCAGUCCUCUCCGGGAUCCCUGAUGAGCAACGAAAUGCGCAAUGAGCGCUUUGGUCAGGGCGCUUCCAGAGGAUUGGGUUCUGGUAACUCCAGUUAUGGAAGGGUCCGUGAGGAAUUUGACGGUCCCGCUAAGAAAGCUCGUUUUUAAACGCUCCCUCUUUGCAGCAGCGUUUUUGUAUAAAUUCUCCAAUCCGAUAUGACUCACAAUUUGUUUCUAUUUAAGUUCAGAAUGCUCUAGCCUUUUAUUCUGACACUUGAUUCAUUUUACCAUACUCCUUUUUUAUUUAGUGUUGUGAGUAGUAUAGAAAGGUAAGAACAUAGGUGUAUUUGAGCCCCCUGUGUAAGUCUAACAUUCUCUAGAUGUACUGUGUUGUGAUUGGUGGUGAGUGUAAAUUGUAACCUUUCUUUUCUUCCACGCACUUGCCAUCAAUGCAUGUAUUACAAUAAAGACAAAUGGGUUCAAUCUG